Phyllostomus hastatus (greater spear-nosed bat) is the source of this 348-nucleotide messenger RNA. Its product is annotated as 60S ribosomal protein L30-like. Bases 1 to 348 code for a protein of 115 amino acids. The record is from RefSeq and is a predicted model, not a curated record. Lineage: Eukaryota; Metazoa; Chordata; Mammalia; Chiroptera; Phyllostomidae. The transcript has a single exon. Gene Ontology annotation, cellular component: cytosolic large ribosomal subunit. Gene Ontology annotation, molecular function: RNA binding; structural constituent of ribosome.
AUGGUGGUCACAAAGAAGAUGAAAAAGUUGCUGGAGGUGAUCAACUCCAGGCUCUACCUUGUUAUGAAAAGUGGCAAGCAUGUGCUGGGGUACAAGCAGACUCAGAAGAUGAUCAGACAAGGCAAAGCCAAACUAGUCAUCUUUGCUAACAACUGUCCAGCUCUGAGGAAAUCUGAAGUAGAUUACUAUGCCAUGUUGGCCAAGACUGGUGUCCAUCACUACUGUGGCAACAAUAUUGAAUUGGGCACAGCAUGUGGAAAAUACUACAGAGUGUCCACACUGGCUAUCAUUGAUACAGGUGAUUCUGAUAUCAUUAGAAGCAUGCCAGAACAGACUGGUGAAAAGUAA